UGUUUGCUAGAAUUAGGUCAGGAACAAGAUUCAAUUUCUGAAUUGUAAAAAAAGCAGGUAUCCAGUUGACUGGAAGGGAUAUUUAUUUGCAUUAAUAUUUUUUCUGAACUAGUAAAAAAGUUAUCUCGCUAUUCUCUUUAAUAUUUUUGAAUUUUUGACCUACAAUUUACUGUCAAUCUUGAAUUGAAAUUCAACCUUGGAAAGUAAACUUGAGUGUUUCCAAUGGACAGUACUUCAUCAGAAAGAGCUGUUGAGUCUUUGGAAGGGAUUCGACAAAGAACUACACAAAUCGUUCACUCUCUAAGUCAUUUCCUAGCAAUUUUACACCAGACGGAACAGCUCGCUCCAUGGCCGACAAUUCAUAAGAACUUCAAUAUUCUAUUAUCGCAAAUCCAUUCUUUAAGCAAUACUCUAGCUAUCCAUUUUCAAAGCUUACGAACUACAAAUAUCUUUCCUUCUGAGGAAUUUCCAGUCCGUGAACAAGAACCGCUUCUUACAACUUUACUGCGAACCCGGCCUCUUCCAGUCGUUGAAGAAUGGGAGAGCGCAACCUUAGAGGAGUAUGAAAAUGAUCCGUCUCUGAAAUCCAAGAGCCAAAAAAAACCUCUUCCUCAAGACGUCUUAUGGGAAGAAGCAAGAGAUUUGUUAAUGCAAGAGCGUGAACGGUAUAAUUGGACCGGAUAUGUGACUCGCCAGGAAGAGCUGCGCGGCGAAAUAAUCAACCAAAAAGAAUUAGAAGAAGAGAGAGCUUUCGAAGAACAAAAUGCACAACAAACAUUAACGAAAAUACUUGGAUUUAUGAAAUCAGGACGAGGGUAAUUCAUGGUUUUCUAAGUUCGGUAGAAAUGAAGGAUUAGAUAUCGCAACACCAUUUUGUUCAAUACGUGCGAUCCUCCUUAAUGCUCGAAGCUGAAGUCCUUUAGCCCCUGUCAAAACGGCUAUUUCAUAUAUAGUUUUUACGUUGUUUCGAUUCAGUGUGUUGUGCAAAAGAUGCACGAUAUAUUGAAAAAAUGUCUCCAUCCCUUCAUCGUGUUUGGCAAGGAUUAAUAAAUUACAUAAUGUUUUCGUGGACAAGUAAGCUUCGUUUAUUUUUCCACAAUACAGGUAGUACAGAAAAGCAGUGCACGUUUCAAAGUUGAAAGGCAUAUACAGCAUUCGACUACCUGUACUGUUUAUAGGUGUAAAAGGUAGCUCGGCUACUUGAGGUCCGAGCUCGGAAAGGCUCAUUCGAAAGGCGUCUUGAUUACUUUCGGCAGUCUGAUCUAACAGUUUUUGAAAUUUCGGCCACCGUUUAUACAAGAUUUUGGAGAGGCAAGGAAUAUGAUUCCGUUCUACUGUUAGAAUUUCCAUAUCGCUUACUCCACUCAAUAGUAGCUUCCCUAAUUUUUCGCUUCUUUCUGAAUAGUGUGGAAUCUUUGGUUUUCGAUAAACCCCAUAGGCUUCAAGCUCAAUAUAGACCACAUUGUCAUAGUUUGACUGUCGAACAUUAUAAUCUUGUAUAAGUCGUCUCGUCUGAUUCCCAAAAAUAACAAGUUGAUUGCUCUGAGGCAUACAUAAGCAUUUGAACCAUGAGCCGUGAUUUAAUAGACCUAAGGUAUCUAACUGAAUCCAGUUUUCACGGUCCAGCGAAUAUACCCAUAAAACAAAUGCCUGACGAGAGCUAGUGAGGUAUAUUCCCGAAAGAAUCAAAUUAUUUCCGACCAUGUAAACGCGUGGAAAUCGAAGUCCUGGAGGCAUGGACGUACCAACAAAUUUUUCGGUUACGUUUACUUCCUCAAAGUAUAGACUAGAGUGAUAUCCUUUGUGUUCAUCUGUUUCCUCUCUGUUUCCUUCGGUAUCAGAUACUUUGUACAGUUUUAAUAGAAUAAGUUCACGUUUAACAUCGACAAAAUUUGAAUUGAGAUAAAAUAGGAGCGAACCAACAAAUUGGUCCUGACGCUCCGUUGUGUCUUUGAUAGAGCCUUUGCCUUCAGGAGAACAAUAUCGGAAGAAUUCACUUUCACAAUGUAAGGAUGUACAGUUUGAUCUAUAGACACCACAGUGAUAUGCAAAUGGAGAAGAAUGGACCCAUUUCUCCCUUUUCAAAUCAAAUGCAUUGAUUUGUUCGAUAUAAUUGUUUGAAAGAUCUUGCCCACAGUACACAAUCAUGUAAUCUCCCAAAACACAGUACAAGUGGCCGUACCUUGGUAAAGGUUGACACGUAGAAGCUUCAGCAUCUUCCAUAUUUUCAGAUUCAUUUGUUUCAGAUGGAACAACUCUCCAUGUUUUAGUUUCCAAAUUAAAAAUCUCCGUUGAACUCAAACCACAUAAUGAAUUGUUCUCUUCAUCAAGUCCAAUCCCGCCAAAAAAGACAAGAUUUUCAUUCCAAUAAACUCCAGAGUGGAAAUAGCGAGGAGUCGGUUUCAAAGAUCCUUGAUUUUCGACCAGUUUCCAAGAGCCCGUUUCCAAAUCCACGAAGUACAAAUCGUUUACGGGGAUGCCAUCUUCAGCAUCACGACCACCAAAUAGGUAAGCAUGAUUACCAACUUGUACUACGGACUCCCCGAUAACUGGUUUUGGAAAUGUUCCUGUACUUGUUAAGAGCGAAGAAGUGAAUACAUUAACCGUAUUUUUUAAUGUCGCAUUUGAAGCUGUAUGAGGCAUCUCAGAUGGAUAAAAUACAAUAUUUAAAAUAUUUUAGCAAUAACCUUGAGUAUAAGCUAGAGAUUCCGAAUCAGCGCUUUCAACGGCAAUUGAGUUUGUGCAUCAGUUAUUACUAUACCAAAUCAAGAGAAUGUAUAAUUUAUUUACAAAAAGUUAAGAAUAGUCUCCAAAAAAAAUGGUUCUUUGUCGAAAUUUGUUAAUAGAGUACUGAGCGCUUUAGUGAAGAAAAAUGAAGUCAGCAAGCACA
This is a messenger RNA of Schizosaccharomyces octosporus yFS286, 2890 nucleotides long. RefSeq names its product mediator complex subunit Med8. The transcript is spliced from 2 exons. Lineage: Eukaryota; Fungi; Ascomycota; Schizosaccharomycetes; Schizosaccharomycetales; Schizosaccharomycetaceae. The coding region runs from base 223 to 819 and encodes 198 amino acids. Gene Ontology annotation, cellular component: core mediator complex; mediator complex. Gene Ontology annotation, biological process: regulation of transcription by RNA polymerase II. Gene Ontology annotation, molecular function: transcription coregulator activity; RNA polymerase II cis-regulatory region sequence-specific DNA binding. The record is from RefSeq and is a predicted model, not a curated record.